AUGGAGAAUGAGACUCUAGUGUCCCAGUUUCUUCUGGAAGGUCUGACGGAUACAAAAGAGUUGAGACCCCUUCUCUUUGCUGUCUUCUUAUUGAUCUACAUAGUGGCUAUAGUUGGGAACCUGGGCAUUGUCAGCCUUAUUGUACUGGACUCCCGACUCCAUACUCCCAUGUACUUCUUCUUGGGCAAUCUCUCACUGCUGGACGCUGCUUAUAUCUCCAACACAGUGCCUCAGGUGCUGGUGCAUCUGCUAGCUGCAGUGCGAACCAUGCCGUAUCAUUCUUGUCUUAUCCAGAUAUUCUUUCUUCACUUUCUGGCACCCUGGGAGUGCUUCCUUCUCACAGCCAUGGCAUAUGACCGCUAUGCAGCCAUCUGCCAGCCACUGUACUACCUAGUUCUCAUGGGCCGACGGACCCGGACAGGACUUACUUCAAUCUCCUGCCUGCUUGCCUUAACCAAUGCACUCACCCACACCAUCCUCGCAGCUCUACUCAAGUUCUGUGGGCCUCGCCUUGUCACUCACUUUUUCUGUGACCUCCCUCCACUGCUCAAACUUUCUUGCUCAAGCACCCGGGCCAAUGAACUUGCCCUGUUCUUCUUCAGUUUUAUUGUGGCCCUUGCACCCUGUGCCUUGGUUGUAAUCUCCUAUAUAUACGUUGUGGCUGCUGUUGUCAGGAUUCGCUCAGCUGAGGGCCGAAGAAAAGCCUUUUCUACAUGUGGUGCCCACAUUAGUAUAGUUUGCAUCUUCUACCUCACUUCAGUCCUUUGCUACAUCCUUCCCAGCUCUGCAUAUUCACGUUUGAGAGAUCGAGUGCUAUCCGUGCUUUAUGUGGUUCUCACUCCCAUGCUCAACCCCAUCAUCUACAGCAUGCGCAACAAGGAAGUGAAGAAAGCUUUGCAGAAGGCCCUGGGGAAAGAAAGAGCCUGA
This is a messenger RNA of Tupaia belangeri chinensis (Chinese tree shrew), 927 nucleotides long. RefSeq names its product olfactory receptor 139. Gene Ontology annotation, molecular function: olfactory receptor activity; G protein-coupled receptor activity. The transcript has a single exon. The coding region runs from base 1 to 927 and encodes 308 amino acids. The record is from RefSeq and is a predicted model, not a curated record. Gene Ontology annotation, cellular component: membrane. Lineage: Eukaryota; Metazoa; Chordata; Mammalia; Scandentia; Tupaiidae. Gene Ontology annotation, biological process: G protein-coupled receptor signaling pathway.